Messenger RNA from Triticum aestivum (bread wheat), 911 nucleotides. Its product is annotated as quinone oxidoreductase PIG3. NCBI's taxonomy places the organism in Eukaryota, Viridiplantae, Streptophyta, Magnoliopsida, Poales, Poaceae. The record is from RefSeq and is a predicted model, not a curated record. Gene Ontology annotation, molecular function: NADPH binding; oxidoreductase activity, acting on NAD(P)H. Bases 98 to 505 code for a protein of 135 amino acids. The transcript is spliced from 3 exons.
AAAAUAGAGCCGACAGCAGAGCCGUAUAGGGGAGCAGUGGCCUGUACACGCGGAGCUACCGGGAGCCAGAAGCCGAAAGCAAGUGAGCUGAGCGACGAUGGUGGUGGUGGUGGCGACCUCGAGCCCCGGCGGGCCGGAGGCGCUGCAGGUGCGCGAGGUCGAGGGCCUCCCGGCGCCGGGGGAGGGCGAGGUGCUUAUCGGGGUGGCCGCCGCCGGCGUCAAUCGCGGCGACACGGUCCAGUGGCAGGGCCGGUACCCGCCACCGGCCGGCGCCUCGCCCUACCCGGGGCUCGAGUGCUCCGGCACCAUCGUCGCUCUCGGGGCCGCGCUGGGCCGUCGGUACCAGGUGUGCGCGCUGCUUACCGGCGGCGGGUAUGCGGAGAAGGUGGUGGUUCCGGCAGGGCAGCUGCUCCCGGUGACGGAGGGGGCGUCGCUGACUGACAGCCCGAGGUGGCCUCCACCGUCUGGUCCACCAUUUUCAUGCCAGUCACCUCUCCCUCGGUGAAUCCUUCCUUAUCCAUGGUGGAUCAAGUGGAAUCGGUACAUUCGCUACACAGAAUUCAAAGCACCUUGGAAAUGUACACAUGAGACAUUAUUCUUUGUAAGUGACAGUAGCGGCAAAAAAUUUGCUACUUCUAAAUUUGAAGGUUGCAAGUGUACACAUUCAAAUACACCGAUUGAUGUGUUAACGUUGCAGAGACAACAUCUCUACUGCUCUAGGAGGCACUUUUGAGUGUCUGCAUCAACCUUUAGGAAUUGCAACUGGGCUGCAGAAGAGCUAAAUAACAAACCAUGAACUCCACAUAUCUAUUGUGUAGAUAAGUAUAAUAAGCAGAGACAAUUUUUGACAUUUUACAUUCAUAUAUCAACACAAAUUGAUGUAUGCUAUCGCUGUUAUGUAGCCAUGGCCA